Radiomyces spectabilis is the source of this 286-nucleotide messenger RNA. RefSeq lists its product as uncharacterized. Bases 22 to 258 code for a protein of 78 amino acids. Lineage: Eukaryota; Fungi; Mucoromycota; Mucoromycetes; Mucorales; Radiomycetaceae. The record is from RefSeq and is a predicted model, not a curated record. The transcript has 2 exons.
GACUUCUUAUUUUUAUUGAUCAUGUACUUUUCGUUUUUUCUUCUUUUAUUUUUACUCGGGAAAACUAUCGAUAUCUGGCCUCCAGCUCAAAAUUACCGGCACUUCUGGCCACACCAAUAUUUUGGCCUACUCAAGCUGACGCCACCGCCCCAAAAUUAUCCGCCGCUUAACUGUUUCUGCACUCAAAUUUUCUUUUCCGCAUCAAAGAAGAAGCUUACGGUGGUCCGUAUACAUCUUUUCUUCCCGUGCACUAUUUGAUUUAAAGACUAUGGUUUAUCCCGCGUGU